Molecule: messenger RNA, 1134 nt
Organism: Spinacia oleracea (spinach)
Lineage: Eukaryota; Viridiplantae; Streptophyta; Magnoliopsida; Caryophyllales; Amaranthaceae
Product: WUSCHEL-related homeobox 11-like
Exons: 3
Coding region: 103-951 (282 amino acids)
Biological process (GO): adventitious root development
Molecular function (GO): DNA-binding transcription factor activity; DNA binding
Source: RefSeq, a predicted model, not a curated record
GCACUAUCAUGUGCAUUCUCAUUCCAUAGUUCAUACUUGUUCCCCCAAAAUUCUCUAAAUCUCCCCAAAUUAUAUUCUCAUACAAUUAAUUAAGCUUUACUCAUGGAAGAUCAUCAUCAAGCUACUAAAACUACUAGCAACAACAUUAGUACAACAACAACUACUGCAUCUACUUCUUCUUCUAGUAAAGGAGGAGGAGAUAGAACCAGCACCAGCACCACCACCAGCGGCGGCGAGCCGGUUCGGUCACGGUGGACACCCAAACCGGAGCAAAUCCUCAUCUUAGAAUCCAUUUUCAAUAGUGGUAUGGUUAACCCACCCAAGGAAGAAACCGUCCGAAUUCGAAAACUCCUUGAGAAAUUUGGUGCUGUUGGUGAUGCUAAUGUGUUUUAUUGGUUCCAAAACCGCCGCUCUCGCUCUCGCCGCCGCCAACGCCAGCUUCAAGCCUCUCUUGCCGCCUCCGUCGCCACCCCAACUCAGACACCACCACAACAACCACCGCCUCACCCGGGUUAUUUUGAUUUAGGGCAUCAUCGUACUACUAGUACAUGCACAAUACCAACUUCUUCUUCUAGUGGUGUUACAUGCUUUGCACCAUGUAAUUCUACUUCUUCUUCUACCACUUUUUGUGAUUAUGGUGGUGGUGUUGUUGAUGAUGUUUUUGGUAAUUAUUCUGGUCAAAUGGAUUUAGUUAAUUCUACUAAUCAUCAAAUGGAUCAUCGCUCUUCGAAUUCUUCCAACAUCGACUUUCAAUCGGGGAUUAUAACGGUGUUUCUAAAUGGUGUAGCAACGCAAGUCCCGGGCGGCGCGUUUGACAUGAAAGCAAUGUUUGGGGAAGAAGUAAUAUUGGUGCACUCUUCUGGUGUUCCUGUGCCAUUCAAUGAGUUUGGGAUUUCUCUUCAAAGCUUACAACAUGGAGAGAGUUACUUCCUAGUCCCAAGAAUCUCUUAAAAUGGGAAUAAAAGGUUGCACCGACCAGUUUCGGAUCUUUCAUCAUCUCUACGUCACUCAAGAAAAAAUAAUUAAUUAGUUACCUAAGAUAGAUCAUCAUUAUUAAUUUUUAUAUUUUUAAUUACUACACAAACAACUCUUAUUUUCUAGUGUUUAUUCUAUUUCUAUGUAUCAGAUUUUUUU